AUGGCGUACUCUGAAAAGUAUACUCCCCGUCCUCGGACCGACAUCUUCACAAGCGAUACCGACAUCAACCGCCGAAAGCUUGGCCGCGUCGUGCCCAUGAAGGUCCUGAUACUGGGCUUGGGACGCACCGGCACUGCCUCUAUGCGAGCGGCUAUGAAACAACUUGGCUACGUCGACACAUACCACAUGAUGAACUGCUCCAUCGAGAACCCUCCCGACGCACUCAUGUGGAUGGACGCCCUCUGCGCAAAAUACGACGGCAAGGGCAAGCCCUUCACCCGCGAAGACUGGGACCAGCUCCUUGGCACCUGUCAAGCCGUGUGCGACUGGCCCGCCGUUGCCUUUGCCGAAGAACUCAUCAAGGCCUACCCCGAGGCCAAGGUCGUCCUCACAAACCGCGACGUCGACUCGUGGCAUGCGUCCACCAUGAAGACGGUGUACUGGCGAGCAACGGACCCCGAGCUGCGCUGGCUGUCCAACUUUGACUGGGCGGCCAGCAUGUACUAUCCCAUGCUCAAGAAGUUCUUCGACACCUUCUUCGAGGGCGACUUCCCGAACCGCGGAAAGGACGUCUACCGCAAGCACUACGAGCAUGUCCGGAGCCUGGUGCCCAAGGAACGCCUGCUCGAGUACAAGGUCACCGAUGGCUGGGGGCCUCUUUGCGAGUUCCUCGGCGACCCCAUCCCCAAGGAGUGUUCGUUCCCGAAUGUCAAUGAUAACUCGGACUUUGUGUCGCGAUCUCGGCGGCGAAACCGAAACCAGAUGAAGAAUGUCGCCCUUCGAUACUUUGUCAACUUCAUCUUUUUCGUCGCUUUCCUCGUUUCGAUGUACAGAUUGGCGAUGUUCUUGGGCUUUUUGUAA
Molecule: messenger RNA, 861 nt
Organism: Trichoderma reesei QM6a
Lineage: Eukaryota; Fungi; Ascomycota; Sordariomycetes; Hypocreales; Hypocreaceae
Exons: 2
Coding region: 1-861 (286 amino acids)
Source: RefSeq, a predicted model, not a curated record